AUGACCAAACCCCACCCAACCAUCACCGAACAGCUCCAGACCACCUACGACGCCCUCCUCCGGAUCCUCUACACUCACACCGACGCGCAGGGCAUCUCGCACCGCCCCUACGGCCUCGACUGGAUCGACUUCGAGCGCCUGAUGUACCGCCUGCUGCUGCUGCAGGGGCUGGCGCGGCCCGGCGACCGCAUCGCCCACGACCCGUGGGUGCUGUUCCUGGACCGGUAUGCGCCGCGCUCGGUGCGCCGCUCUCCGAGCGAGGCCGGCCGCGUGGAGGUGGCGUUUUUCCCCAGCUCGAUUCUGCAGUCGCCUUCCUCCGGCUCUCCGCCCCGCUUGGUUUCUGUGGGUGUUGUGCAGAGAGGUGGGGAUGGUGGUCGUCGCAGCGUCAAUGGCACUACCAACGGCUACACUACCAGCCGCAAUGAUAGCAACAACUACGCCCCCAUGAACAGUGACAGCACUGGAACCCGUGCUCGGGUGGACUCCAACGGCCACGUGCACUUUGACCAUACGGCUGUGCAGCGGGAUCCGAGUCAGAGACGCUCGCCUUCUAUCCCUAGGUACUUUCAAUGA
Aspergillus japonicus CBS 114.51 is the source of this 573-nucleotide messenger RNA. RefSeq lists its product as uncharacterized. The record is from RefSeq and is a predicted model, not a curated record. The transcript has a single exon. Lineage: Eukaryota; Fungi; Ascomycota; Eurotiomycetes; Eurotiales; Aspergillaceae. Bases 1 to 573 code for a protein of 190 amino acids.